Molecule: messenger RNA, 1413 nt
Organism: Nerophis lumbriciformis (worm pipefish)
Lineage: Eukaryota; Metazoa; Chordata; Actinopteri; Syngnathiformes; Syngnathidae
Source: RefSeq, a predicted model, not a curated record
GAUGAAGAUGAAGCUCAGUCCUUACAGCUUCAUCACAGUCAAAGUGAGGAGAACAGAGGGGCGGAGCUUGUAAGUCAACACAUCACAGAAGCUGAUGGAGAGCAUUGUGAAGAUAUCAAGUCAGAACCAGACAGCAUCUUUGCUCCACUGUCAGACAUGGACCACAUGAUGUCACACUCUUCUGAUCACAGUGACCACAUCCAAAAACCUUUGGAGAGUAAAAAUGACUCUAAAGGUGAUACGAGACAUCACACUAACAACAAACACUUCUGCUCUGAAUGUGGGAAAUCAUUUAGAUGGAAGAGUGAUUUUACAAGACACAUUAGAAUACAUACUGGAGAUAAACCUUUUACUUGCUCUGUUUGUAAGAAGAGUUUCUCCAGAAAGCAACAAAUGACCAUACACAUGAGAACACACACUGGAGAGAAACCUUUUGCUUGCUCAGCUUGUGCUAAAAGAUUCAAAACUAAGAAAGACAUGACCACACACAUGAGAACACACACAGGUGAGAAACCUUUUGCUUGCUCAGCUUGUGCUAAAAGAUUCAAAACUAAGAAUGACAUGACCAAACACAUGAGAACACACACAGGUGAGAAACCUUUUACUUGCUCUGUUUGUAAGAAGAGUUUCUCCACAAAACCUAACAUGAUUACACACAUGAGAACACACACUGGGGAGAAAUAUUUUACUUGCUCUGUUUGUAAGAAGAGUUUCUCCAGAAAGGAACAAAUGACCAUACACAUGAGAACACACACUGGAGAGAAACCUUUUACUUGCUCUGUUUGUAAGAAGCGUUUCUCCAGACAGGGUGACAUGACCACACACAUGAGAACACACACUGGAGAGAAACAUUUUACUUGCUUUGUUUGUAAGAAGAGUUUCUCCAGAAAGGGUGACAUGACCACACACAUGAGAACACACACUGGAGAGAAACCUUUUCCUUGCUCAGCUUGUGCUAAAAGAUUCAACACUAAGAAAGACAUGACCACACACAUGAGAACACACACAGGUGAGAAACCUUUUGCUUGCUCAGCUUGUGCUAAAAGAUUCAACACUAAGACAGACAUGACCAGACACAUGAGAACACACACAGGUGAGAAACCUUUUACUUGCUAUGUUUGUAAGAAGAGCUUCUCCACAAAACCUAACAUGACCACACACAUGAGAACACACACUGGAGAGAAACAUUUCACUUUCUCUGUUUGUAAGAAGAGUUUCUCCAGAAAGGAACAAAUGACCAUACACAUGAGAACACACACUGGAGAGAAACCUUUUGCUUGCUCAGCUUGUGCUAAAAGAUUCAACACUAAGACGGACAUGAUAUUACACAUGAGAACACACACAGGUGAGAAACCUUUUACUUGCUCUGUUUGAAAGAAGAGUUUCUCCAGCAAGCAAAUCAUGACCACACAC